Messenger RNA from Venustampulla echinocandica, 6063 nucleotides. RefSeq lists its product as uncharacterized. Gene Ontology annotation, molecular function: guanyl-nucleotide exchange factor activity. Lineage: Eukaryota; Fungi; Ascomycota; Leotiomycetes; Helotiales; Pleuroascaceae. Bases 1 to 6063 code for a protein of 2020 amino acids. The record is from RefSeq and is a predicted model, not a curated record. The transcript is spliced from 3 exons.
AUGGAGAGCGGCAUCAACGCAGACCAGAAUUUCUAUUCUAGGCGCCCGCUCCAUCAUCAUGCUACGAGUGCUCACCCACAACAGCAGCAGCAGCCCCAACCGCAUGGUCAACCUCUGCCUCAAGCUCAAGCUCAAGCUCAACCCCAAACACAAACGCAAACACGCCCUCGAUCUCAACCUCAUCCUCCCUACCAACAUCCGCAUCCGCAUCCGCAUCCGCAUGCCCAUCGCCUUUCCCACAAUCACCAGCCCCCGCCGCUCCCCGAUUUCGAGUCCAGCACCCCGUCCCCGCAACCGUCGCCGAAGCUGUCGGCCCUGACUGCUGAUAACCUUCAGGACUUCGCUGCAAAUGGGUAUGGAAAUGGGCUAGGCAUGGCCGAUGGUGACCCUGCCGAAUUCUACAGAGAGUACCGCGGUGCGCAACAGCCCGCCAACGGCUACAUAGACAUCGCGACAAACGGAAUGGCUGCAGCUACGUCCGUGUCUCGACCUGCGCCGUCGUCGUUAAGGUCAAAUGGAAAUGGCACGACUCCUAGGCACCCCCCGUUAGCUGGACGAAACAUGAAACCUUCAUAUCGCUCCGCCUCGUCCCCCCUCGAGGACAGAAUGGGACCCGACUUUGCAAGAUCGAAUGUAAUACCCAACGGCACGCCUAGAGCCCGACAGACCAGCGUCAAGGAGCUGCUCAAACGAUUCGAUCCGAACAAUGAACCCUCGAGUACCACGCCUCGCAAGCCCGCUCCUCGCAUGGCUGCAAAGGAUGGCAGUGCGCCAGGCGCGCCGGGAAAUGUGCAGGGAGUGCCUCGAUACAUGGCGCGGACAACUGCGAGUAAUCAUCAUAUAGCAAACACCACACGGGCAGGUAUGUCCACGAGAGAUGGCGAGGCAGGAAGAGUCAAGGCCCGCGAACAGCCGAGGACUACACAGAGAGCUAGGUUCGCGAAUGAAGAUCAGCUUUCAAACAAUACACUCUCUGGCGUUGCUCGCAGCCCCCGGUCCCGAAAUUCAGUCUCUGGAAGCAAUCCACAUGGCUCCCUAUCGAUGACCAAUUUGUCGCCAACGUCACCGACCUCACCACCCACCAAUUUCCCGUCCCAAAUGUCUGGGUCCGGAAAACAACCUUUGUUCGGGGAGGUGUUGCCUGCUGGACCAGGUUCGGAUAAUAUUGCAUAUGGGAUUCCUCACUCCGCCACCCGCAGAACCUCAGAUUCGAAUCUACAGCCCCCACACUGGGCAGUCCAUCGCAGUCGAUCAGAUGCAGAUGAUUCUCCGUCCUCCCCAACCGCAUGGUACCUGGGGGCCACGUCAGCACUUGAAGAUGUUAUCCCAAAUCAAUCUUCAUACUCCACUCCUGGUCAUAAUCGGAACCAUAGUGAUCUUGCUGAUAUGAAGGUGAACACUCUGAAAGGCGUUACCCCGUCUUUCCAGACCUCGACCACCACCCAGCCUACCUCACCGCAGCCGCGCACUGCAUCUAGAUUGCCAGUACGCACCAAAAGAUUAAGCAACUCCUCGGAGUCCUCUAGCCAACCGUCAACCCGAGCCGCCUCCCCAUUUGCGACAAAGACUUUUGCAAAUGGAAAGAAACACGGCCCUGAGCAGCACACAUGGAGUCCGGGUGGUCGUGCGACGACGCCGACGAGCCGUGUUGUUAUAUCCGCACAGAAAUCUCCUCGAGGUAGAGCUCAGAAAGCCGAAGCACAAAAGGCAGAAGCACAGAAUAAUUCUAGUUUGCCUGCCUAUAUCAAGUCCCCUCCAACCAAAACUUCCCCUCCUUUACGAAGUUCCCGGCCGAGGCAACCCGUUUCAGCUGCAACAACUACGAGUUCGAGGCAAAAGGCUAGAGAUCAUUCCACCUCGCCGCAAAACAUGCAGUCGGGGAUGAAGAUCACUCGCAAUGGCCGAUCCCAAGAGUCAUCAGCCGGAAAGAAACCAGAUCUGGCAUCUAUAGAUUUUGUGGCUCAAAGAGCUAAAGUAAAACGAGCAUAUACUAAGUCUAUCCAUGAAGCUGAGCAAAAGGAAAUUCGUGCGGCAAACAUGCGACGAUUGGAGGAGAGGCGCGCGAAGGACUCGGCUGCGCUGGCAAAGAAGGAAGCAGAGGCAGCACAGGCCGCCAUGGAAACAACUCCUAUACCGGCUGUUGAGCCGGAACCAGAGCAGGCACCAAAGCAGGAGCCAGAGCAGGAGCCAGAGCAGGAACCAGAGCCCGAACUGGAGCAGGAAGCAGAGAUAGAACGUAGUCCGCAAACGCCAUUGCAGAUCACCACUUCUUUCCCGAGGGCUGAGCACCUCGCGAUUCAGCGAAACAAUACUCAAAUGGAGGAAGACUCUCCCACCCUGGGCAUUCCUGGUAGUUUCGUUGACUAUGACGAGCCACCCUCUGCUGUAUCCAAUGCCACAGGAAUCACUGAAAUCGAAAACGAACCCCAGACCGAAGAAGCGCGGUUGCGCCGGAUACCGUCUGUAAGACGACAUGAGCCAAGCCGAUUAUCAAGCCAGAUAGUCUUUACAGCUGAUGACUUAAGUCCUGAGCAGGCACUCUUCGGGAUUAACCACGAGCAAGAAUCUAUUGAUAUUAUUCUUGCUCUUGCGCCUGUUGAACAGCCAGGACUGGGAUUGUCUCUAGGAGCCGAUGACCUGGCCCGAGAUCCCCCCCAAAAAGAUAUUGGCCUGGAUGAUAGACAUAGCGUGGAGUAUAAUCAACCGAUAUUUGCAUCGACGCUUACUACAACAAGCCCAGAAGCAUCUCCUCAACCAUCGGGAUCUGUAACACCUUGGAAAUCCGAUGAUAGCUAUGGCAACAGCAAGGACCAUCGCACUAAUUACGCUACGCACCCUAAUAAUAACUCAUUUCCGGACCCUCCACAAAUUUCCUACGCGACGGAAGUAGAUUAUGGUGUAUCUCCAGAUCAUCCUGAUGGGCCUCGGCUACAGCUCCCUACUCUAAGGACGGCUUUGGCGCCCCCAUCACUAACUGUCAGUGAAGCUGACUAUGACCAUUUGCACACCCCGGUGACUGAUAUGGAGGAUGAAGGUUCUGAGGAUGUGGGAAUAUCCAGUUCGAGUCGCCAGCUGGCCUAUGAUAGCAAUCAGCCAACCCGCCCCGCUUCUCAGGUUAACCGUUCCAGUCACCAGUCGUCCUGGACUGAUUAUUCCAUGGACUCUGCGCAGGAAUAUCCUGGAGAAGCAGAUUUCUACAAACCCCCUUCAGUGUCAUCGAAUACGGAGAAUCAUGCUGCAUUUUCUCAGGGAGAGCAGUUAGAAUCCGCCACACCCCCGGUUCCGCCAAAGCCUGAAGGCUAUAGUCCAAUCCCGUCUCCUGGAUUUGCCAGACAUGCACCCCGUGUCCCUAGUCCCACCGGCCACCAGUUGCCUCCGAUAUCGACAGGUGAUGGAUUCGCUGUGGGCUUUUCAGAACAUUCCAGACUCAGUGCCACUUCGGCCCCUCUAUGGCAGGAUUAUUCUCCCCCGCCUCACACAGCCCCUGAACCUACCAAAGACCCCCCUAUUCUCCCACCAACCCGCUCACCACCGCCCCCCAAUAUCCCCAGCGUGCGCCCACCACCCGACGAUGACCAAGCCAACCACAAUGGACCUGAUUAUAAUUCCGAAUCUGGACGCAUUAGCGAUGAUAUUUAUUCCAACCGGCCUUCCGAGUCCGAGUCUCGUUCUAGCACCCAGAUACCCUUUGAGGAAGUAAUUAUGGCUCAUGCAACGUCCCAAAAGGUUUCAAUACCGGAGACCGAGGAGGAGAAAGAAGCUGCGGCAAAGCAAAAGAAGCGGCUGUUCCGGAGACGAAUGCUUAUCAAGGAGCUUGUUGAUACCGAGUCGGUGUAUUUGAAGGACAUGAAUGUAGUCGAAGAAAUCUACAAAGGCACGGCCGAAGCCUGCCCUAAGCUUGAUGCUAGCGACGUCAAGACCAUUUUUAGGAAUUCGGAUGAGAUAGUUGCCUUCUCGACGACGCUACUCGAUGAUUUGAAGGUUGCGGCAGUAGCCGUAUAUUUGCCACGUGCUCAAAAGUCCAGACAAAGUAAAGCAACGUCGGUCUCCCCAAGUCCUGAUGAUAGGCUUUCGACAGCAACCACAUUGAACGAGGGCCUGCAGACAGACGAGCAAAAGGACCACAGAACGUUUGUUGGUGUGGCCUUUGGCAAACAUCUUAAAAAAAUGCAACUGGUCUAUACCGACUACUUGAAGAACAGCGAGACCGCCAGCGCACGGCUGUCAGCGUUGCAGAAUGAUGGCUCGGUCAAAGUAUGGCUGAGCGAGUGCAAUAUUGUUGCAAAGGAUCUGACGGCCGCCUGGGACCUUGAUGCUUUGCUCGUCAAGCCGGUUCAGCGCAUCACUCGCUAUCAACUCCUCUUCAAAGAGAUGCUUGAGCAGACUCGCGAAGACCAUCCGGACUACGAGGCUUUGCAGGUUGUUGUCCGAGAGUUGCUUGCUAUGCUUAGGAACAUUGAUGAGCUGAAGAAGCGUAUAGAAAUGGUGGGCAAGAUCGUCAACCGCAAACGCAAAGAUUCUGAUGUUCGAACUGGGUUGGCAAAAGCCUUUGGCCGAUCAAGAGAGAAAACCGCCGAGAAGCUUCAGUCUAAUGCAUCACGCGCUCAAGACGAUGAAAUGUAUCAGAAGAUGCAUGAGAGGUAUGGUGAUGAUUAUUUGCGACUGCAGGUCGUGCUGCGCGAUGUCGAAUUCUACACUCGGCAAAUCUCCAUAUAUGUCCAUGAUUUCUUACGAUAUCUCUCGGCUAUGGAGCUUGUAAUGCGCCUGAGCCCAAGUCAAUGGCCGGAAAUCGAGAGCAAAUGGGCUCGCUUCAAUAUGUCUAUGAGGGACAUGAGUACGGUGGCACUGGAGGAACAUGUCACCAACAUUCGAGUCAGAGUGAUCGAGCCUUUCGAGAAAGUCAUACAGUCUUACGGCCCUCCUGGUCUUGCUAUGAAAAAGCGCGCCAAGCGCCGCAUUGACUAUGAGAAAUCCGUUCUCUCCAAGGGUCCCAUCCCAAUCAAGCUCAACGAUAAAGAUUCAACCAAGGUCGAUCAGUAUACAGCAUUGAAUGAGACACUAAAGCUUGACCUGCCAAAGUUGUCGGCACUGACUGAGAAGCUGGGUAAUAUUUGCCUAGGCAACUUUGUCGUGAUUCAGUGCCAGUGGUGGGGCAUCUGGCAGAAGAAGGUUAGGACCGUCCUGGAGGAAAGCCAGAUCCCGAAGGAGGUUGUCGAUAUCGUGAACAUGUUCAGUCGUGAUUACACAAUCAUCGACGCUCAGACUAAAGAAUUGGGCAUCGUCAACGGCAAUUUUAACGGCAUCGCUGUACCUAAGUUGUCAGAGGGCGAUAGCAGGAAAGGCCGGCCGUCAAAUUUGUCAAGUCGAUCUCGUGGACUCUCGCUCAACAGCGAUAUGACUCCUAGCCUGCCAACACCGGAAUUUCCCAAGCGUCUCAGUGGCCACUUCGCUCUGUCGCCAACCGCGUCCACUACGCCCAAUGCGCCUCAGUUUGCUUACCAGCCUCAAGCAUACUCAGCCAACCACUCUCGAGCCGGUUCCGGAUCUCCUGCUACGCCUGAUACCUUUUCUCAGCCGCGGCCUUCAGCAUCAAGUUUAGCUAGACCUAAUACGGGACGCAGUUUCACAUCAGAUAAUGGUGGACAACGGGCCAGCAAUGACUACAAUUCUCCCUACCGGCGCGAGUCAGGUUCAACGUACAACUCGACCUACCACAUGGAUGGACCGCCAGUCUCUACUCGACCUUAUUCUGGCAUCUUCCAUUCAGCCAUGCCCAUGCCUGAUGGCCCGGAGGAUAGCCAGCGAUCUUCAAGGAACUCGUCCCGUGAUCGAAAUGUCUCAGGUGGCUAUAAUGUGCUCUACUUAGCUGCCAGUCUAUUUGAGUUUAAUAUCAGUGCCACCAAAACGGAAGCCGGAUACCCCUAUCUGACGUAUUCGGCUGGUGAAAUCUUCGAUGUCAUUGGUGAAAAGGGAGAGCUCUGGCUUGCUAAGAACCAGGACGACCCAUCUGACACCGUGGGUUGGAUCUGGAGCAAGCACUUUGCGCGUCUAGCGGCGGAUUAA